AUUUAUCAACCUUUUCAAUACUUCAAUAAAAAUAUAUAAAAAAGGCCGUGUUCGUGUCAAUUUUUAGGUUUCCACAUAAUUAUUUUACUCAUUUCUUUUUAGAAACAAUAUAUUCAGUGUUUAUUUUUGUGAAGCCAUUCGUUUAUACUUAGAUAUGUAUCUCGAAUAAAAUUUAUAGGAAGCGAAGUUGUAUACAUUCAAGAAUGCAGUUCAGCUAAAAGCGGCUAGAUACUCUACGGAAAAAAUCGUUGUCGGAUGUGGAGCGGUUAGCCGUAAUAGUGCCUCAUAUCAAAGUAAGAAGAUUAGUAAAAGCAGAAUAAUAACUUGUGGGUUUUAUCUGCCCCAAGUUCGCGGUCGAUGAUUGGUACUCUCAUUUUGGUGUCGGGGCACAAGUGCAAUGUUUACUAAGGUACUGCAGUGUACCUGCCAUCUACAUACAGCAGAACACAGUGGAAAAAGCAAUGGAACGUCGUGUUAAGCUUAAGACCAUAAACCCGCACAUAACGUGCAAGAUUUGUGGAGGUUACUUUAUUGAUGCGACAACCGUAACUGAGUGCUUGCAUACAUUUUGUAAAAGUUGUUUGGUAAAACAUUUGGAAGAAAAGAAAACCUGCCCCACCUGCGACAAUGUUAUCCAUCAGUCACAUCCUCUUCAAUAUAUCAGCUUUGACCGAACUAUGCAGGAUAUUGUUUAUAAGCUAGUACCAAAUCUUCAAGAAGAUGAGAUGAGGAGAGAACGAGAGUUUUACAAAAGCCGAAAUAUCCCAUGCCCCAAGGAUAUGCCACAGAAUCAUGAAGACGACGAAAAAAUGUUAGAAGCACACGCAGAAUCUGAUUUCCAUCGUCUCGACGAGCAGGUGAAUGUGAGCCUUGAAUGUAUGAGCAACAACUUUAAAAAUUUGCAGCGGCGUUUCAUUCGCUGUAGCUCCCAAGCCACCAUAACGCACUUAAAAAAAUUAGUUGCCAAGAAAAUCUUGAAUGGUAUAGACAAGUAUCGAGAGAUCGACAUACUGUGCAAUGAGGAAUUGUUGGGUAAAGACCAUACACUAAAGUUUGUUUAUGUGACACGCUGGCGUUUCAGAGAUCCACCACUGCGAUUACAAUUCCGCCCGCGAGUUGACUUGGUGUGAAGCCUUUAAACACACCGGGUGGCAAAGAGUCAAAAGAGUAACAAUGUUAAGUGAAAUCAAAAGUGAAUGCCAACAUAAAGGGUUUAAAUUAAAAAAAAAAAAAAAAACGAUAAAACGCUAUAUAUACUUAGUAAAAAACGGAGAAGCUAGUUUUGUAGAAUGUUUAAAUAUCGAAGUGAAAUUCCACUGUAAGAUUAUAAAACCGAAAUAAGUAUUGUAAUUUAUUUACAACUGAAGGUUAGUAAUAGUUCAAUG
This is a messenger RNA of Rhagoletis zephyria (snowberry fruit fly), 1385 nucleotides long. RefSeq names its product polycomb group ring finger 3-like lethal (3) 73Ah (gene l(3)73Ah). The record is from RefSeq and is a predicted model, not a curated record. NCBI's taxonomy places the organism in Eukaryota, Metazoa, Arthropoda, Insecta, Diptera, Tephritidae.